Messenger RNA from Callorhinus ursinus (northern fur seal), 2240 nucleotides. NCBI's taxonomy places the organism in Eukaryota, Metazoa, Chordata, Mammalia, Carnivora, Otariidae. The record is from RefSeq and is a predicted model, not a curated record.
CAUCUUUCCAUUAUCCAAUCACUUUCCCCAUGUCCCCCAGGCUCCGUGAGUGCCACACAGUGGGGAGGGGGUGGGGGCCAUCAUGUCAUCGUAUCAGAAGGAACUGGAGAAAUACAGAGACAUAGAUGAAGAUGAGAUCCUAAGGACCCUGAGCCCCGAGGAGCUAGAGCAGCUGGACUGCGAGCUACAGGAGAUGGACCCUGAGGUAGGGGCCCCAGCACAGGGAACCAGGGACAGUCUCCAGGCAUUUGGGAAGGGUGAGGGGCCCUGGGUGGCUAAGAUCGGGGCUGCCCACAGGGCUUGGAGUCGCAAGGGGGCCAGGGAAAGGGUGUCUGUAGAUGUCUUAGGGAGCCCUGGGGGUGCCCCAGAUCAGAGAAGAGGUCCGACUUGCUCCCCAAAACUCAUCCCUCAGAACAUGCUCCUGCCAGCUGGACUAAGACAACGUGACCAGACGAAGAAGAGUCCAACGGGGCCGCUGGACCGGGAUGCCCUUUUGCAGUACCUAGAGCAGCAGGCACUAGAGGUCAAAGAGCGUGAUGACCUGGUGCCCUUCACAGGCGAGAAGAAAGGGAAACCCUAUAUUCAGCCCAAGAGAGAAAUUCCUGUACAGGAGCAGAUCACUCUGGAGCCUGAACUGGAAGAGGCACUGGCCAAUGCCACAGAUGCUGAAAUGUGUGACAUUGCAGCAAUCCUGGGCAUGUACACGCUGAUGAGCAACAAGCAAUACUAUGAUGCCAUCUGCAGUGGAGAGAUCUGCAACACGGAAGGCAUUAGCAGUGAGUGUGUCUGGGGGCAUGAUGCCCAGGGCUUUGGCAGGUGGUACCAAGGUCUGAGGAAAGGUAGCAAAGGGCGAAACAAGGGGAUCAUGGAGAGAAUGUGGUACAUGAAUAAUAAGAGAACCAAUGGGGAGGAGAUUGUGGAGGACAUGUUGGGGUUUCUUUCUGGCCCUCACCCACCAGGUGUGGUGCAACCGGACAAGUAUAAGCCAGUGCCAGAUGAGCCCCCAAAUCCCACAAACAUUGAGGAGAUCCUAAAGAGUGUUCGAAACAAUGAUAAGGAGCUGGAGGAGGUGAACCUCAAUAACAUACAGGACAUCCCAAUACCCAAGCUAACGGAGUUAUGUGAGGCAAUGAAGACAAAUACCUAUGUCCGGAGCUUCAGUCUGGUGGCCACAAGGAGUGGUGACCCCAUUGCCAAUGCGGUGGCAGACAUGUUGCGUGAGAAUCGUAGCCUCCAGAGCCUGAACAUUGAAUCCAACUUCAUCAGCAGCACCGGGCUCAUGGCUGUGCUGAAGGCAGUUCGGGAAAAUGCCACACUCACUGAGCUCCGUGUAGACAACCAGCGCCAGUGGCCUGGCGACGCAGUGGAGAUGGAGAUGGCCACCGUGCUCGAACAGUGUCCCUCCAUUGUCCGCUUUGGCUACCACUUUACGCAGCAGGGGCCACGAGCUCGGGCCGCCCAGGCCAUGACCCGGAACAAUGAACUACGUGAGUAAAUGCAGACAUGUUGUGUGGGGGAAAGGGCAAGGAGGGAGUGGAUCCUCCUGAAAGCUGACUUAGUGACUAAGAGUCUGGGGUGCUGCCAAAACAAGAGUCACAUGAGAAGGACGUAAGUGACCAGAAAGUAGAUAGAAAAGUCCCCUGCCCCAAAUUUAUACCUGUAGGAAGGUGGAAAAGAAUCUAGACAUACCUGUUUGUAGGCAUGUUAUUUUUACUUGCCAUGCCAUUUCUUAUUUUGCUUUGUUAAUGGGGGGUGGGCAUGCUUGCUGGCCUAAGACAUUAGCUCUUUAUGAGUCUGGCCAAGGAACUGGAAAGGGGAAGAGGGGCACCUUUGCAGGAAAUAGGAGAUACAACAAAGAUUUGUGUUUACUCUUUCCUGUUACAGGUCGCCAGCAAAAAAAGAGAUAACACUACCUUUUCCCUUUACCAACUAGAGCUGGGAGCCCUGAAUACCUAAAUCCUCAUCUCUCACCCUUCCUGUAAAUAAAGGCCCUUCUGUCCACUCUGCCUGCCUCCUUCCUUGGGCUCUGGGGUGGGAAUCUUGGCGCUAACCCCCAAGGGUUACUGCCAAUUCAUCAGGGGAUUAUUUAUACUCUGGGGAUCAGCAGGCAGGGAGGCUCAAGUUACUAGGCGGAGGUGGGGGAGCUCCCUCCCUUGGUGUUCCCCAUGGCCCUGCCAAUGCUGUUAGUCCCUUCUGCUCUCAUAGGGACCUACCCCAGCCCUCUUUCCAGAAGUGGCCAG